Molecule: messenger RNA, 4856 nt
Organism: Merops nubicus (carmine bee-eater)
Lineage: Eukaryota; Metazoa; Chordata; Aves; Coraciiformes; Meropidae
Gene: HEATR5A
Product: HEAT repeat containing 5A
Exons: 26
Biological process (GO): intracellular protein localization; retrograde transport, endosome to Golgi; endocytosis
Cellular component (GO): Golgi apparatus; membrane; endocytic vesicle
Source: RefSeq, a predicted model, not a curated record
GUAAUCAUGGCAGUAGCAGAGGAUUUGCUGUGUUCUGCUUCUCAGAGCAGUCGCAUUUCACUGCAGCGAACUCAGGCUGGAUGGCUGUUGAUAGCUGCCCUCAUGACAUUAGGUCCUGCAGUUGUCCAACACCAUCUGCCACGAAUGCUGCUACUAUGGAAGUGCAUCUUCCCAUCGUCUCCUAAAGACCUAGAAACAGAGAAGACACGAGGAGAUUCAUUUACCUGGCAAGUAACGCUGGAAGGUCGUGCUGGUGCUCUCUGUGCUAUCAAAAGCUUUGUUUCCCACUGUGCUGGUCUUCUGACAGAUGAAGUUGUUCAGAGGCUUCUUCCUCCACUCCCAAGUGCUAUUGAGUUACUGACACAGCUUUCUUCAAUAUAUAAAUCAUAUGGAAAUUCUUUAAAAAUGCCAUCAAUGGUUUACAGACAUAAACUUUAUGAAUUGCUAGCAGUAUUGCCUCCAAAGACCUAUGAAGGAAGCUUCUGUGCUGUUCUAAGAGAGCUAGUGGCCGACUUGACUGUGCCAGAUAGCCAGAUCAAUGCCUCUACUUUCUUGCUUCCACCUCUUUGUCAUGAGAAUGAUCUCGUUUUACUUGGUCCCUUACUGCAGGAGACUGAUCACCGAUUUAUCGAAGAGCAGCUCCUUUUAGGUAACAGCAUAGCUGGUGGCAGCCUUGAGUACGACCCCCACUCAAUUUAUGAGAAAGCUGCAAGAGGAGAUUCAGUACCUAAGCCACUACCUCCCAUUUUGUCUGUUAUCAGUGCAGCAACUCAUCUUUUUGGAGUUAUGUUUUCCCAUAUAGCAGAUUCUCACAGGCUCCAGGUGAUAGAACAGUUGCUGAAUUCCAUAAAGCAAACAAAAGGAUUGCGGCAACAAAUAGUACAACUAAAUGUUGUGUCAGCCUUUGCUACUUCCUUAAAGCACUUGGCUAACUGCAAGGGAAGUUUAGGUCCAGAAGAAGUUAGAAGGUCAGCCGUGACAUUGGUAAUGGGUGCCUUGGAAAGCAAUAAUCCACUCCUAAGAUGUGCUGCUGCAGAGUGUUUGGCCAGAUUGGCACAGGUGGUUUCUGACAGUGCCUUCACUGCUGGACUAGCACAAGUCAGUUUUGACAAGCUAAAGUCUGCUAGGGAUGUGAUAUCAAGAACAGGUCAUUCUUUGGCUCUGGGAUGUCUGUACAGGUACCUGGGAGGAAUAGGUUCUACUCAGCACCUGAAUGCAUGCGUUGGAAUCCUUUAUACUUUAUCUCAGGACAGUACUUCUCCUGAUGUACAGGCAUGGGCACUUCACUCUCUGUCACUGAUAGUAGAUUUGGCUGGCCCUUUGUAUCAUGUGCAUGUGGAAGCUACCUUAUCUCUUGUUCUCAUGUUGUUACUGACUGUGCCUCCUGCUUAUGCUGAAGUUCACCAAAGCCUUGGUCGCUGUUUAAAUGCACUUAUUACCACACUGGGCCCUGAGUUGCAAGGCAGCAGUACAACCGUUUCAGCCACAAGAACUUCCUGCCUCCUGGGCUGUGCAGUGAUGCAGGAUAAUCCCGACUGCUUUGUUCAAGCUCAAGCCAUCUCUUGCCUUCAGCAGCUUCACAUGUUUGCUCCUCGACAUGUCAACUUAUCUAGCCUUGUAAGCUGCCUAUGUGUGAAUCUCUGUAGCUCAUACUUACUGUUGAGACGUGCAGUGGUAGCUUGCUUACGUCAACUUGUGCAAAGAGAAGCUGCUGAGGUAUCAGAAUAUGCUGUUGCAUUAGUUAAAGAGAGCAGAGAGGAUUUUACUCCAGCAUUCAGCUCACAGACUUUGUUCUUAGCAGAUGUUAACAUCAGAGAAAUAGGCCUGGAGGGGGCAUUACUGGGCUUGCUGGACAAAGAAUUGGAUCAAAGAUUGUGCCAGGAUAUCAAAGAGACUCUGAUUCAUAUGCUUACUUCAAUGGCAGUUGAAAAGCUGUCUUUUUGGUUGAAGCUUUGUAAAGAUGUUCUUGCUGCCUCUGCUGAUUUCAAUACAGUAGCUUCAGUAGACACCACUCAAGAAGAGGAAACUGCCAAAGUGGAUGAUGCAUCUGUAUUAACAUCUGACAGCGAUGAGAGGUUCCAUCCUUUCAGUAAUCCUCGAUGGUCUACCAGAGUUUUUGCUGCAGAGUGUGUUUGUAAAAUUAUAAGCCAGUGUGAAAAUGCAGGCAGUGCACAUUUUGACAUAACUUUGGCUCAGGAAAGAAAACAACGUGAUUCAAGAGAUGACUUCUUGGUACUGCAUUUAGCUGACGUGGUCCGGAUGGCGUUUAUGGCUGCCACAGAUCCCAGUGACGAGCUUCGUCUUUCUGGGCUUCAAACAUUGCUAACUGUUGUGCGGAAGUUUGCGGCCGUUCCAGAACCAGAGUUCCCAGGGCAUGUCAUUCUGGAGCAAUACCAAGCCAAUGUUGGAGCAGCACUUAGGCCUGCCUUUGCUCCUGAAACUCCUCCUGAUGUCACAGCGAAAGCAUGUCAGGUAUGCAGUGCCUGGAUAGCAAGUGGUGUAGUAAGUGAUCUUAAUGAUCUUCGAAGGGUUCACCAGUUGCUUGUAUCCUCUUUGGUGAAAGUGCAGGCUGGGAAGGAAGCACAAAGUCAACAAUACAAUGAAAGCACCUCAACUAUGGAGAUGUUGGCUGUGCUUAAGGCCUGGGCAGAGGUUUACAUAGUUGCAGUUGAAAAGCAAAAAAAUCAAAGUGAUGCACACAAUCACAGUUUAAAAAUUGCAAAUUCUGCAGAAGAAAGCUACAGAGAUACAUCUUCAACCAGUGGACUUCUGGACUUGGUACAGGCAGACCUUGGAACACUAAGUAAGCUCUGGCUUGCCGCACUUCACGAUUUUGCUCUCUUAACUUUGCCUUCAGAAUAUGCAUCACAACUGCCUGCUGAAGGUGGCACAUUUUAUACAGCAGAGACAAUUGAAAAUGUCAGACCUCAUUACUACAACUCCUGGGCACUGAUACUUUAUGCUGCAGCAUUAUGGCUUACUAGCACAGGUUUCAUUGUUGUUGAUCCAGAUGAAGGAGUUAAUAAUCUCUCUAGACCUGUCACCCCAACUACAAUGUGUCAAGAUUCUUCUACCAGGCCCCUGGUUAAAUCUCCUGAGGAUGUGAAUACUGACAGAUUUCAUCUUAUCUUGGGAAUUAGUGUGGAAUUUCUCUGCUCUCCUCGAUCGGAUGCAGCGACGGAGAACAUUAUUGCCUGCUUACGUGCUCUACAGACACUUUUUGAUGUUCCAUGGCCAAGGUCUAAAAUAGGUGGUGAUCAGGAGCUGGGUGUAGAGCUGCUGAAUGUUUUGCAUCGGCUGAUCCUGACCAGAGAGUCGCCUGACGUUCAGCUGGCUGCCCUCGAAGUGGUUCGGCUGGUUCUCUUCGCAGCUCAGGAGCACGUGAAGGAGAAGCGGAGGAGUGCGGAAGUUGAUGAUGGUGCUGCAGAAAAGGAAACGUUACCAGAAUUUGGAGAAGGCAAAGAUACAGGAGGACUGGUGCCUGGGAAAUCGUUAGUCUUUGCAACGCUGGAGUUGUGUGUUUGUAUUCUUGUCAGACAGCUUCCCCACCUCAACCCUAAAUUAACUUGUAGCCCUGCGGUUCAGUCUGGAAAACAUCUGUUCUUGUCAGAAGAUGGAAGCAGGCUGGUAGCAGCAGCAUUAGUUAUUCUCUCUGAUGUUCCUGCAGUCUGCUCUCCUGAAGGAAGUAUUUCAGUUCUUCCUACUAUCUUGUACCUAAUUAUUGGAGUACUUAAAGAAACUGCUGUGAAAUUGCAAGACGGCCAGUUGCCUUUGACAGUCGCUGCGUCUCUACAAGCCCUUAAAGGACUCUUGUCCUCUCCAAUGGCUCGCGCAGAGAAGAGCCGGACUGCUUGGACCCAUCUUCUGCGUAGUGCUUUGGUCACAGUGCUCGACUGUUGGGAUCAAGCAGAUGGGCUCCCCCAAGAAGUUGAUGAAGUUAGUCUGCUUACUGCUAUCACAGUAUUUGUUAUGUCCACCAGUCCAGAAGUUACUACCAUAGAGUGCCUUCAAAAGCGUUCUAUUGAGAAGUUUAAAAUGACACUUGACUCAAAAGAUCCUCUUGUACAGUAUAAGUGCUACCAGCUGCUGCACUCCAUUUUUCAACAUCCAAACAAAACUGUGUCAUAUCCUUAUAUUCAUUCUUUAGCACCAUCCAUUGUGGGAAAAUUGCAGGAAACAGAAAAAGCAAAACCUGAAAAUGCUGCUGAACUUCAAGUAAUUCAGGAGGGAAUAAAGGUGGUUACAGCUCUUACAGUCGCUGCUGAUGAAGAGCACCGUGCUCAUUUGGUCGCCUGCCUUCUUCCCAUCCUUAUUUCCUUUCUUUUGGAUGAAAAUGCCCUGGUUUCUGCCACAAACUCAGCAAAAAAUUUACAUGAAUUUGCUUUGCAAAAUCUGAUGCAGAUCGGUCCACAAUACUCAUCAGUUUUUAAAAAACUAAUGGCUUCCUCUCCAAGUAUGAAAGCCAGGCUCGAGUCAGCUGUAAAAGGCAAUCAAGAAAGCAUCAAAGUGAAGACUGUUAAACAUGCAAGGAAUCCUGGGAAAAGUUCAAGUAUUCAGCUAAAGACCAAUUUUCUUUGAAGUCUUGUAUUGUCAUUUUUAUGCACUUUGAUAACAAAAGCAAAAAUUGUCCCUUUUAGUUUCUAACCAGAAUAGUAUUGCUAUGAGUUUAUCUCAUAUAUAUCACUUUGCACUCAAGUAUUACAGAAUACAUUUAAGAGAAGACAUCUCUAGACAACUUUCUGUUAGUGUAACACUUCUUAAACAUCUCUAAACGCCGUGAAUAAAUUUAUCAGAGGUUAUCUAAUCUGUAUUUUUUUAUUAUUUUGAACUAAAAAUCCAGAAAUCACAUGCCUAUA